AUGGGGAAAGCUCAACCUUCGACAAACGGAACGACAUCCGGGCAGACAUUCCCGAGUGUACUGUCAAAACCAUGGGAGUUUCUUCGUCCCACCGAUCAAUUGCACACUCAAAUCGCGGACUCCGCAAAGCAAAUUCUCGAUCCGCUGGCAGCCUCUGUCGUGGAUUGCCAAACGCUCCGUCGCCAAGCAAACAAGAAGCGCAAGCGCACAGAGACUGGCUUUGACGAUGUUCCGCCAUUACAAUUGAAGAAUCUGUAUGUGGACGGCUUCAACUCGACUCAAAUAUGGGAGCAGGCCAUUCGCAUUCUAGAGUCUGCGGGUCGUGAGGUGGAGCGGGAUAUCACGUUGCUCGAUCAGGAGGAUGAGGAGAACUCCUCCGACGAAGAUGAUGAUCCCGAGGGCUUGAGCGGCUCCGACCCCGAAAUGUCAGCUUCCGAGAGCGACGAAGGCGAAAGUUUGUCUGACGAUUUCUCGGAAACCGGCGACGUUGAGAUGCAGGAAGAGGACAUGGAGGGACCAUCGGCAGACUCAAAGGAAGAGUCAUCGGAUGAGGAGGAUAUAAUGGAGGAGGAGGAUGGCAUGAACGAAGAUGACGCAUCAGGCGAGGAGGAAGAUGGAGGCACAUACGUCGAGGAUCCCUUCGGCCUGAACGAUGGAUUCUUCUCCAUUGACGACUUCAACAAACAAACAGAGCAUUUCGAGAGGCUAGAUGCUCGAGGCGCAGGCAACGAUGAGGAGGAUAGCGACGAGGAGGACAUUGACUGGCACGCCAAUCCUUUGGCGAGCGGCAGCAUGGGCACUGUUCCAAACUCAUCUUCGAAGAAGCCACGCGGUUCAGCGGAGGACGAAGAGAUGGACGAUGAUAGCGAGGAUGACGGUCCUACUUUCGGAAAUGCCGACCUCAAUGCGGACUCGGAUUCAGACGAGGAGGGAGCCUUUGAAGGAGAGGACGCGGGUAUGGGUGGCAUUGAGAAUGCCAACGACAUCAAAUACGCCGACUUCUUUGCUCCACCUCCUCGCAAGGCCUCGAAGAAGAAGAGCCGCGCGCUACCAAAGACACAGCCCUCUGCGGAGAUGAUCGAGAAUGACAUGGAGCGUGCCAUGGCUGAUGUUCGUCGUGACCUCUUCGACGAAGACUCCGAGGCGGAGGAGGAAGACGAAGAUAUGGCGGGUGCCGAAGAGUCCCAAGGUCCACGCUCAACGCACGAGAAACAACGUGCGCGUAUCGCAGAUGAGAUCCGCCGUCUGGAAGCGGCCAAUGUGGCUAAGAAAGAGUGGAUGGUUGCCGGUGAGGCUCGGGCCGUCGAGCGUCCCGUCAACUCCCUCAUCGAAGAGGAUCUCGACUUUGAGCGCGUGGGCAAGCCCGUCCCCGUCGUGACGAAUGAAACCACCGAGGACAUCGAAGAGCUCGUCAAGCGCCGCAUCUUGGCCAAGGAGUUCGACGAGGUCAUCCGCCGACGACCAGGCGCAGCCGACCUUCAGUCCACCCGGCGUGGACGCUUCGAGCUCGAGGACACCAAAGCCCAGCAAAGUCUCGCAGAGAUGUACGAAGCGGACCACCUGCGAGCGACCGACGCCAAUUACGUCGAUCCAAAGAACCAGAAGUUGAUGCGUGAACAUGCCGAGGUCACCGAUCUGUGGAAGGAGAUUAGUUCCAAGCUUGACCUCCUGUGCAACCUGAACUACAAGCCUCAGACUCCCCAGGUCAGCAUCAACGUGGUCACGGACGCUCCCACCAUUAUGAUGGAGGACGCCCGGCCAACGGCUGGUGGUGCCGUCGCUGGAGCCUCGGGUCUGGCUCCACAGGAGAUCUACAAGCCCGGAGAUGACGGACGUACUGCCGGCGAGGUUGUUCUCAAGACCGGUGCGGUCAUUUCCAAGGAUGAGAUGACCCGUGAAGAGAAGGCCCGCAAGAGGAGGCAAAAGAAGAGCCAGAAGAAGGAGCCGCUGACGAUCAAGCCCUCCGGCAAGAAGGCCGAGAAGCAGCAAAUUGUGUCGGACCUGAAAAAGGGCGGUGUCAAGGUCAUCAACAAGGAGGGCCAGGUCACAGACAUGAGCGGCGCCAAGGUGAGCGCGGCUCAAAAGAACAGUGGAGAUACCCUCAAGCUUUAG
Molecule: messenger RNA, 2112 nt
Organism: Penicillium diatomitis
Lineage: Eukaryota; Fungi; Ascomycota; Eurotiomycetes; Eurotiales; Aspergillaceae
Product: rRNA-processing protein MPP10
Exons: 1
Coding region: 1-2112 (703 amino acids)
Biological process (GO): rRNA processing
Cellular component (GO): Mpp10 complex; sno(s)RNA-containing ribonucleoprotein complex; small-subunit processome
Source: RefSeq, a predicted model, not a curated record